AUAAGGUCGGCCAGUGCUAAGCUAUGAGCCUAACGGGUUUACAUCAAAAGUGAGGUUGUUGAUUUAUUAUUAUUAAUCCCACCCGCCUUUUUAGUCUCCUUCUUCCCAUGUGACACUGUCUCUCUCCCAAUCAAUACCCCAUCAGAAGCUCUUUUCUUUUCACACUGCCACUGUUGGCUCUGUUUCUAGUUUUGUGAUUCUGGGAUGGGGUGUCCCUAAGAUUUCGAUUUUCUGGAUUUGCUAAAUCUUGAAGGAUAGAAUGAGUUUCCAGUGAAGUGUACUUAAAGAGCCUCAAAUGAAGAAGAUCAUUUUUUUAAGACACUUCAUUUUCUUGUUUGUUGUAGGCUUUGGUUGUUUGAGCUCUGUUCCAGUUUUAGCUCAAAAUGGACCGAUCAGAGAUCAUGUCAAGUUUAUUUUUGGAGAGCAGAAUUUAGGUCCAUGGAAGAAUGAAAUAUCUGAGCUGGCACAAGCACCAGGACCUUCAAAUGACGAGCCUCCAAGCUUGCUGCUGUUGGCAGCACAAAGGACAAAUAGGCCGGACAUUCUUCGUCAUUUCAAGCAUUAUCUCGGCGGGUGGGAUAUUACCAACCGGCAUUACUGGGCGUCUGUUGGAUUUACAGGUGCUGCUGGAUUCAUUUUUGCUGUCCUGUGGUUUGUUUCUUUUGGCUUGGUUCUUGUGGUGUAUCAUUGCUGCGGAUGGAGAAUAAACAUCAAAGGAGAAAGAUCUGAUAAUUCCCAAAGGAUUUGUCUUAUAAUGCUCAUAUUGUUCACAACUGCUACAGCGACUGGAUGUAUUCUUCUUUCUAUUGGACAAGAUGAAUUUCAUGGUGAAGUGUUGCAUACUUUGAAAUAUGUUGUAAACCAGUCAGACUACACUGUUCAAAUCCUAAAAAAUGUUACACAGUACCUAUCUCUAGCAAAAACCAUCAAUGUGGCCCAGGUGUUCCUUCCUUCUGAUGUUAUGUCUGACAUCGACAAAUUGAACAUAGAUCUAAAAGCAGCAGCAGAUACACUUACAGAGAAGACCAGUGAAAAUGCUGGUAAAAUAAGAAAAGUCUUCAAUGCCGUGCGAUUAGCACUGAUUACUGUGGCAGCAGUGAUGCUAAUUUUGGCUCUGCUUGGUCUUUUAUUGUCUAUUCUAGGCCACAAACAUGCCAUUCACAUAUUCAUAGUCAGUGGAUGGUUACUAGUAGCUGUUACAUUCAUUCUUUGUGGAGUUUUUGUAAUCUUGAACAAUGCAAUUUCUGACACUUGUUUGGCUAUGGAAGAAUGGGUGGAAAAUCCCCAUGCGGAGACUGCUCUUAGCAAUAUCCUUCCUUGUGUUGACCAGAGAACGACAAACCAUACACUCACUCAGAGCAAACAAGUCAUCAAUGGUAUAGUAAAUGUUGUGAAUACGUAUAUUUACACCUUUGCCAACUCAGAUCCUUCCGCAGAUGACACUCGUUAUUACAAUCAGUCUGGGCCUCCAAUGCCUCCUCUGUGUUACCCAUUUGACUCUCAGCUACAAGAUCGCCGGUGUGGGUCUUAUGAGGUUUCUAUGGCAAAUGCUUCUCUGGUUUGGCAGAACUACACAUGCAUGGUAUCAGCAUCUGGGGUAUGCACCACCAUGGGAAGGAUAACGCCUGACAGAUUCACGCAGCUGGUGGCAGCAGUUAAUGAGAGCUAUGCUCUCGAGCACUAUACCCCACCUCUGCUUCGCCUGCAAAAUUGUGAUUUUGUCAGGCAUACGUUUCAAAACAUAACCUCAAAUUACUGCCGUCCAUUGGAGCAUUACCUUAAGAUAGUAAAUGCAGGAUUGGGCUUAAUCUCAGUAGGAGUCUUGCUCUGUCUAGUUCUCUGGAUACUCUAUGCAAACCGCCCCCAAAGGGAGGAGGUGUUUGUGAAACUAUCGUUGCCAAUAAAAUUUAUGAGUUGCAAGAACAUUUUCAGCACAACGAGCAAUAACAAUACAACAUUGUCGAACAUGACAAAUGGAGUCUAAAGUAGAGCAAGAAAUUAGGUUUAGGUCUUUCAUUUUUGUUGUAUCCCCGUAUACCGGGAAAGAAACCAAGGUGGGGCAAAGCUCCAUUUUGAGUUGGGAGGGUUAUAUUCCAUUUCCGAUGUCUUAUUAUAUACGUAUAUAUGGUUAAAUGAAAUUGAUUGUUCGCCAUCUGCUUGGGCAAUCCUUUGCUUCUCUGCGUGGUAGAAAAAGGAUGCAACUGCAUUACGUUGCAUUGGAAAAGAUGUAAAACUCAUCGGAGUUACUGCAACAAGGAAUGUUAAUAUUACUAUUCAUUUAAAUCUAUCAAAAGCCAAAAAACACACAUCCUUGUCUCU
Messenger RNA from Theobroma cacao (cacao), 2319 nucleotides. RefSeq lists its product as uncharacterized. NCBI's taxonomy places the organism in Eukaryota, Viridiplantae, Streptophyta, Magnoliopsida, Malvales, Malvaceae. The record is from RefSeq and is a predicted model, not a curated record. Gene Ontology annotation, cellular component: membrane.